AAUUUCAUCAUUAUUUCUUAAAUUUCAUAAUCAUCAUCAUUGAAUCAAUUCGUGUUCCAUUUCACUUUGAAAAAAGAAAAAAAAAUGAAUCAUCCAAUUAAUAGCCUAAUAGGUGGACCAUCCACUGUUGGACACGGAAAUGGUCUUACCGCUACUGCUUCUGUAACAGCUGGAACUGGACCUGGUCCUGGUCCAGGUGGUGGAGGUCCCAAUACAAGUGGUAAUACUGGAGCCGGUUUACCAUUACAACAAAUGUUUGGUUCAUUCGAUGCAAACAUGGCUUCAUCCGUUACAUUAGCCUGCUGUCAAUCAUUAUGCGAUGUACUCACUGAACUUCCAUUACCAACAGCCGUACAGGAUAAAUCGUCGCACACACGUUCAUUGAUUACCGGUUUAAAUGUUAAUAUGACAACGGCAAGAAAUACAUUGCUCAAUGAUUUAACAAUGGUGCCACAAAUACAACAGGCAUUAUUUAUGGCCAAACAACAUUUAAACGAUGUUACAUUUCAUCUUAAUCAUUCACAUCAUAAUUCAUCAACAUCACCGGGAUCCGGUAAUUCAAAUACACAGCAAUCACCAUCAUCGGAUCAACAAACAGCGGCUGGUGGUGGUGGUGGACCAAGUCCAAGUCAUCCUCAACAACCAUCACAAUUAUUACAUGAAUUAUUAGCACGUGGUUGUUUUCUUAAUACAUCUACAGCCGCAUCAUCAACAUCAUCCACACCAUCAUCAUCAGCUACGACACCUGUCAUUGCUGGAAAUGUAUCAUCUAUUUAUCCAUCAUCAUCAUCAUCUUCAUCAGCAGCAGCAGCAGUAGCAACAACAUCGUCUACAACGACCGGCACAGCAGCAGCUACUAUUACGACAACUAAUCAUGAUUUAAAUAAUUCAAUAGUUAAUGAUUUACAUUCAAUUGAACCAUCAAUUGAUGUUCGUCAUAUGCCUGAUUUACAUCAAAAUCUAAUGAAUGAUCUUAUUAAUGAUGAAUGCUGUGAUCCAACAAUGUCAACGACAUCAACCAAUUCAUCAACAUCGAAUGAUCUAUAUUCACAUCAUCAUCCACAUUCUCAUCAACAACAACAACAACAUCAUUCUUCAGUAUUGACCGGCAGCAAUCAUGGACAUCAUUUAAUGUCAAAUAAUAAUAAUAAUAAUAAUGAAUAUUCACAAAUGAAUCAUAAUCAACAACAGCAACAAAGAACCAAUAUUAAUAAUCAACAACAACAUCAUGAUGUAAAUCAAACAAUCAAAAUAGAAUCCGAUCAUCAUUCUCAUCUUACACAACAACAACAACAACAACAAUAUCAGCAACAACAAUUACCAAAUCAGAAUCAAAAUUAUUCAUCACUUGGUGAACGUGUAAAAAGUCGACAAAGAGAAGCAGCAGCCAAAGCUAUACAAGCGAAUGCUGCAACAUUUGGAACAAAUCAACAACAACAACAACAGUCUACGCAACAACAACAACAACCAUUUUAUAAUCAACAACAGAUAAUACCAAAUAAUAAUUCUCAGGCAAUGAUAAUGACCAAUGAUUCAAUAUCAACUGAACCAUUAUAUAAUAAUAAUAAUUCGAAUUCAAUGAAUCAAAUGCCAAUGACACGAACAAUGACUGCAGCGGCUAAUAUUAAGAAUGAAUUCGGUACACAAUCAUCAUCAUCAUCAUCGAUUGAUGAUAAAGAUUGGCAGCUACCUGCUGGUACUGUUGUUGCUGCUGCUUCUGCAACAUCAUCAUCUUCAUCAAUGCCUCAACGUAAAUCUUCCACUACAUCAUCAUCGACAAUAAUAAAUUAUAAUCGUAAACCAUUAUAUCAACAACCACCGGCAAGGCCUAAAGUAGAAUUGGUCAAACCACAGAUACGUUCAGUUAAAUAUCAAUUUACUGAUAUUGAUAAUGAUGCGAUAUUUUUAUCAAAAUCUGUUGAUAUUGUUGUAAGAUUUGAACAAAUAAUUGAUCAAAUUUUACAAACAUCGUGCAAUGAUUUUAAUGAUUAUUAUAAUGAAUUAUAUGCCGGUGAUGGAUCCAAUACAGUCGCUGGUAUGGGUCAUGGUUAUAAUGAUACAAGUGAUAAUGAUGGUUAUUAUAAUUCUGGAUAUGAAAAUAAUAAUAAUAAUCAAUACCAAAAAUAUCAUCAACAACAUCAUAAUCGUAAUAAUAAUAAACGUAUUAAAUCCGGAUAUGAUAUGGCUACUGCAACAGCAGCAGCAGCAAAUCAUAUGAAUGGAAUGUCAUUCAACGUAUCAAUCGAUUCGGAUCAAUUAAAAGAAAUAAUGAUUUUAUCGGCCAAAUUAAAACAAACAAAUCGUAUUGGUGAAAUUGAACGAAAAAAAUUGAUACUAUUUUUAACAAUAUUAUCAAAUCAAUUGAAUAUUUGGUUAACAAGGUAUAAAAGUAAAUCAUCAGUUGCAGCAAUGUCACAUCAUCAUAAUGAUUCAUCUCAAAUGAACAAUAAUUCGGAUAAUAAUGAUGAUGAUAAUGAAAAUGAACGUCAACAUUAUUGGGAAUUAUGUUGUAAUGCAUCACAAUCAGCAUUACAUUUAAUGACAUCAACAACACAGAAUCAAUCAUCAUCAUCAUCUGGUUCUGAUCAAACACAAUUGAUUAGUUUGGAAGAAUUGAUCGAAGUAAUUGUUGAUUUUCUUUCCAAUAAUUUAAGUUCUGCAACACAUGUAACAACAUCGACUCCAAAAUCAAAAUCAAAAUCAUCAUCAAAUCAUCAUCAUCAUCAUCAAUAUCAACAUUUUGGUGUAUCAAAACGACAUGUAACAAGAUGGACACAAUUAUUACAAUUAAUAUUUGAAUUUAUUAAUCUUCGAACAAAAGGUUCAUUAACAGAUACAUUGAUAUUAUCAUUAACACGGAUCUCAAUGAGUGCCUUGUUUUUGUUACAAAAUACGGCCGAAAUGCAAUUUGUUUCGAUCGAAAUAUUAUGUCAUGUAUUUGAAGAAUAUCAAAAACAUCGUAUAUCGAUACUUGAAGAGCUAUUAAAUUCUUUAUCAAAAAUACCAACAAAAAAAUCACAUCGAAAAGAUUCGGUAUUAACACAAAUGUUAAUACGUUUGACAAAUGCAUUCUUUCAACCGGAUACAACAAUAACGCACACACGUGAUUCAUUAACAAAACAAUCGACAGCCGCUUUACAAAUAAUUAGUAGUUUUCUUUCACAUUUUCUUCGUAAAUGUCAUCAACAUUCAUCAUCGGGUAGUAAUUCUGAUGUUGAUUUUAAACUAAUAUUUGAAUCAUUAUUAAAUGAUCUAUUGGAUCAAAUACAUUCACCACAUCAAACGGCAUCAAUAUUGAUUGUACAGGUUAUAAUUAAAUUGUUGAUUUCAUAUCUUGCACCACAACAGCAAAAUAAAUCAACACAAACAUCAUCAUUAGCGGCACGUUUAUUAGCCAUUGAAUAUCUAUCUAUUGUUUGUUCAAAAUUUGCACAAUUUUUAGCCGAAAAAGAUGAAACGAUUAAAGAAUUGCAGACAACAUUUUCCACUAUCGAACAAGAACCAGAUGUUAAACCAGUAAAAAAGAAUAAACAUCGUGAUAAACAACAACAGCAACAGGAAUCAGAACAGAAACAAAAAGAUGAAAAUUUUGUUGCCAAAGUUUGGAAUUAUCUUAUCGAUUAUUUUAAUUCGGAAAAAUUAUAUCGUGAAAAACUUUGUCUUGGUUCGAUUUGGUUGAAGGAUAAAUAUUUUAUUGAAAAUGAACGAAAUGAACAAGAUUUCCUACAAAAAUUGAAUCAAUCAAAAUUUAAUGAAGAUUCUGGUUCGGUUGUUGCCAUUUCUACUGCCGCCUUAUGUAUACAGUAUAUGGAAUUUGUUCAUUUUUCAACAAAUUCUCGUUUGUUUGACAUAUCGAUCUCACAUGUGACAGCAUCAUUAUCGAAUACAUCGAACACAACGCAAAGAAGCCGUGCAAUGAAAUGUUUAUCGAAUAUACUUAGUUCAAGUACAAUUGAUCGUGCUACACAGCUUUUAUCUCGUACAGAUUUACAAAAUGCAAUGCGUUCAGCAUUACUUGAUCCUUCUACAUCGGUACGUGAAGCAACUGUUGAUCUAAUUGGUAGAUUUGUAUUACAAUCAAAAGAUCAGAAUCUUGUUCAACGUUAUUCCGAUUUGAUUGGUGAUCGUAUUCUUGAUACGGGUAUUUCUGUACGUAAACGUGUGAUCAAAAUACUUCGAGAUUUUUGUAUUGAAUUUCCUGAAUAUGAAAAAUGUGGUGAAAUGGCCGUAAAAAUUGUACGAAGAAUUAAUGAUGAUGGUGAAGGUAUACGAAGACUUGUUGUCGAUACAUGUCGUGAUCUUUGGUUUACGAAUACUACACAAGGAACACCGAUCAAAUACAAAGUAUAUUCCUUAUUACAUGUAAUUGCCAAUAUGAUCAAUGAUAAUGCAUCAAUGGAAUCGAUGCAAUCAUUAUUCGAUCAGCUUAUUAAAUCUGAUACGAUGCCAAUCGCACAACAGAUUUGUGAUUCAAUCAUGAACGAUGUUUUAAUCGAUGAUAUGCCACAAUCGUCAAAGAAAACUCAAUUAAGUGCCGUACAAUGUGUUGUUAUGAUGUCACAAUGUUGUCCAGAAUUGAUGGUUAAACAUUGUGAUACAUUACAAUCAUUAAUGUCAUUACCAUGUGAAACAUUGAUUGAAAUUUCUUUACGUAUGAAAGUCAUACAGACUAUUGAACUUGUAUUACCACAUAUCAAUAAUCCAUCACCAUAUCUGGUGACACGUAUUGAAGAAGAUUUGACUAAAAAUAUUCUACAAUCUACGGCAAAUGUUAUACAAUGUUCAGUAAAAUGUUUAUCUGUUCUAAUCAAAUAUCAUACGAAGAAUACAAAAUUGGCUGUGGAAUUAUUCUGUAAAUUUCAACAAAUACUCUAUCAAUAUAAAAAUCUAUUAUAUGAAGGUCAUAAUGAACCGCUUGUCAAACCGAAAUUAUUACGUGCCAUUUAUACUUGUGGUCUUUUUGCCAAAUUUUUCUCGUUCCAUAUCUAUGAAUAUAAGGAUCGUGUAAGAGAUACUUUCAUCGAAUUGAUUCUUUCUCCAUAUGAUGUUGAUAUUAAAUGUAAAUCAAUUGUUGCACUUGGUUUCAUUAUUGAAUCUGAUCCAAAAAUAUGUCUAUUACCAAAUGUGAUUGAAAUCUAUACAAGAAUAUUACGAAAUGAAUACUCGGAAAAUGUUAGCAUUCAAUCGAUAAGUCGUAAAAAUGAUGAAAUGUUUUGUAUUCAGGUAUUGAAUAAUUUUCGUAAUUAUCUAUCCGAAUCGAUUGAAUUGGAUGAGAAUGCUGUAAAGACUAUUGAAUGGGCACGUGAAUCAUUAAAAUCAAUGCAAUCAUCUGAAGAUGAUUCAGGUUCAACACAAUCACAGAUUAUACAAAAAUAUCUAAGUUCAAUAUUAAUCAAUGCAUUGAAUCCAAAUCUAUCGAUUCGUCGUGUUGCUUGUAAUGUAAUACAUGUUAUACAUUCUGGUGGUCAUGUACAUCCACUUCAGCUUGUUCCGCAUUUGGUUGCCAUGACAUGUGAUGAUGAUUAUCAGAUACGUGUUCGUGCUGAUCAUGUUCUUCAUGAUAUUGAACGAAAAUAUCAUGGCUAUGUUGCCAUGAAAGCCAAAGAAGCUGUACAAUUAUCUGCAUUAUUUUGUAAAAAAUUAAAUUGUUCCGGUUUUAGAAUUUUUAUGGAAAAAUCAUCAACAUCGACUGCCACACAAGAUGGACAGACUUUGAUCUCAAUGCCAACUACUUCAAAAGAAAUUUGUUCUCGUUUGAGUACAUUAUAUCAGGUUAUCUGUACAAAUCGUCAAUCAAGACGUGGAUUCAUCACAUCAUUACUUAGACAUUUUGAUACAUCGGAAUUUGUUGUAAAAACAACAAAUCAAACAAAUAGUCAAUCAUCAACACCUGAAACAUCAUCAUCAUCAACAACAUCAAAUACAAAACCAGAAUUGAUUGAUAUUGAAUUUUUUGUCGAAAGUAUAUUAUUUUUUCCAUACACUGUAUACGAUGAAAUACUUUACAUUUUAAAUCAAUUAGAAUGUACAAGUUCAAUCAAUUCAACACAUGUUACUCAAUUAUUCAAAGAAAUUUUCAUAGUCGAACGAUCUCAGCAAUCAUUAUCAUCUGAACAACAACAACAACAGAAUCCGAUUGUAUCUCAACAAUUUAAUAAUCCAUCAUCUUUAGAUCCAUUGUUACAAGGAUUAAUGAAUCAACAACCUCAAAUUAUAUAUGAUCAUAUGGGCAAUGCGCAAAUGAUUUACCCUGAUAAUCAACAACAACAAAUGAUGAUAAAUCAAUAUCAACAAUCUCAACAACAACAACAACAAUCGAAUAUCAUUGAUAUUGAAGAUAUUGAUUUGGAGAAUGAAGAGCAAUUUAAAAAAUAUGAAAGCAAUAUUCAUGUCAAUUUUGAUCUAUUAUUAACUGAUCGUCAUAAUGAACGUUUAAAUAAUCUAAUACGAUCAUUACGAACAAUUUAUCUACAAACAUUAUUACGAACAAUGUUGAAAGAAUUUUAUCUGUUAAAAGAUGAAAAAAUUAAUGAUUAUAGUACGAAUGAUGCAAAAACAUGGGAAAAACCUAUUCAUCGUCGACAGAUUGAAAGUUUACAGUUGAGAGAAUUGUUUAAUUUGGCAAAACCAAAUAUUGAUAUACAAGAAUCAUUAUUAUUAAGUAAUGAUCUUCAAGGUGUUGAAAAACAAUUAUUAAAUGAAUGGAAACGAUUUCGACAAGUUUCGUUAAAUAAUUUUGAUCCAAAUUUUAAGCCAACAUUAUUGGCGAAAUUUUUUCAAUUUGGUUCAUCAAAAUCUUCAGCAGCAACAGUACAAGCGGUUGCUCCAUCCACAGCAAAUGUUGAUCAAAGAAACCGUACACCUGAUGAAUCUCAACCACAAGGUAAUGAAGAAAUCGCAGCAGUGACCAAUUGCGUUGAUAAUCCGAAUAUGAUUAUAUCUGCCGAUCAAACACCAAACAAACAGCAACAACGUAUACAGACUGCCAAAAUGAAUAACAGCAAUAAAAAAUCAAGCACAAAAUCAUCUACCACGAAAAAGAAACGUAAACGGAUCGUUUUUGAUGAUGAUUCGGAUGAAUCACCAUCCGAAGAUGAUGACGAUGAUGAUGAAGAUUAUCAACAAGGAUUUUGAUCUAUUAAUUUAUGACCAAAAA
This is a messenger RNA of Dermatophagoides pteronyssinus (European house dust mite), 7156 nucleotides long. RefSeq names its product Nipped-B cohesin loading factor (gene Nipped-B). Gene Ontology annotation, molecular function: cohesin loader activity; chromatin binding. Gene Ontology annotation, cellular component: Scc2-Scc4 cohesin loading complex. The record is from RefSeq and is a predicted model, not a curated record. Gene Ontology annotation, biological process: establishment of mitotic sister chromatid cohesion; chromatin looping; establishment of protein localization to chromatin. Lineage: Eukaryota; Metazoa; Arthropoda; Arachnida; Sarcoptiformes; Pyroglyphidae.